AUGGAGCCAGGGACGUCGCGUGAACUCCCGAACGGCGCGGGCUUCCCCAAACCGGCUGGUCUACGGGAGGAAACCCCGGGGGAAGAGGCGAAGGGCGGAGAGUGGAGCACCGACAUGUUGAAGCGGAGAGGAGGGGACGAAGACUCCGCGGAGGAGGUGAAAGCGCAAUGGGAGGAUGAAGCAGGACACCACAGUAAAACCAGAGAGGAAGAGGAUGCCGGCAAGCACGAGGAGGAGUUGGACCCAAGAAUUCAGGAGGAGCUGGAACAGCUCAACCAGGCCAGUGACGAGAUCAACAGGCUCGAGCUGCAGCUGGAUGAUGCCAGGUCCAGCUACAGGAGGAUCCUCACUGACUCAGCUAGGAAGCUCAAUGCUCAGGGCUCCCAGCUCGGCGCAUGCAUUGAGAAAGCCAGGCCCUACUAUGAAGCCCGCAGACUCGCCAAAGAGGCUCAACAGGAGACUCAGAAGGCAGCUCUGAGAUUUGAGAGGGCCGUGUCCAUGCACACUGCUGCCAGAGAGAUGGUGUAUGUGGCAGAGCAGGGCCUCUUGGCUGACAGGAACACCAUGGACCCAACCUGGCAGGAGAUGCUUAACCACGCCACCGCUAAGGUGAACGAGGCGGAGGAGGAGCGCCUCCGCAGUGAGCGGGAGCACCAGCGCGUCACACAGCUCUGCCAGGAAGCCGAGGCUCGAGUCCAGACCCUCCAGAAAGCCCUGAAGAAGGUCAUCCUCAAAUCCAAGCCGUACUUUGAACUCAAGGCUCAAUUCAAUCACAUUCUGGAGGAACAUAAGGCUAGAGUAGUACAGCUGGAGGAGCGGGUGGCGAAGGUAAAGACACGUUACUCUGUGGCCCUGCGGAACCUGGAGCAGAUCAGCGAGCAGAUCCACGCACAGAGGGGGCGGAUGAGGGCCAGCAGGGGCCGUCCUGCAGUCUGCGGGGGGCGGAGCUCCCCUGUAGGUGCUGAGGCUGAGGUCAGAGCCACCGUUGGGAUUCACAUCGGGAGUUGCAUCGGGACUAGCUGUGCGGGAGUCAGCGGUGUACAGAGCAACUGGGCGGAUGGAGAGAAAACCAGGCUGUGGGUGGAGAGACACAGAGAGAGCGGCUGGGGCCAGAGGGAGCGGCUGGAGGCGGAGCAGGCCAGCUCCGACUGCAUGUCAGUCAUCAGCCUGCAGACCAUCGCCUCUGACCUGGAAAAGUGUGACUCGGUGGAGCACCUGGGAGACAUUAGCGACGCUGGGAGUGUACUGGGUGAGGAGUGGGGCCGCAGCAGGAAGCCUAACCAGGAGCCAGGCAACAGGGAGAGAGUGACCGAGGGGCCCCAGCAGGAGAAGGGAGGGGUUACCAAAGAAAAGCAGGAGAUCUUCAUCAAGCAGCACUACAGAAGUGUUAGCCUAUGA
Messenger RNA from Anoplopoma fimbria (sablefish), 1398 nucleotides. It is a transcript of the gene sh3bp5lb, whose product is annotated as SH3-binding domain protein 5-like, b. NCBI's taxonomy places the organism in Eukaryota, Metazoa, Chordata, Actinopteri, Perciformes, Anoplopomatidae. The record is from RefSeq and is a predicted model, not a curated record. The transcript is spliced from 6 exons. The coding region runs from base 1 to 1398 and encodes 465 amino acids. Gene Ontology annotation, biological process: intracellular signal transduction; negative regulation of protein tyrosine kinase activity. Gene Ontology annotation, cellular component: cytoplasm. Gene Ontology annotation, molecular function: protein kinase inhibitor activity.